GUAGGGAGCCCCUUCCUCCCCUUCCCCCCUUCCUCCCUUCUUCUUCUUCCUCCUCCUCCUCCUCCUCCUCCUGCCGCUGUCCCAGGCUGUGGAAGGCGAAGGGGCAGAGCCCGGCGGGGGGUGGGGGAGGGAGGGGCACGGGGGGUGCCCCCAAGGGGCUCCCCAGGAAAUCUCCGCCAUCCUCGUGUCCCUUCUCCGCCCUCCCCGCGAAGUUCAAGGGAAGAGCCCAGGAUGGUUGAGAACUCUCCGGCCCCGCUGCCAGAAAGGGCAAUUUACGGAUUUGCGCUUUUUUUGGGCUCGUGGUUUGGCUUCAUUUUGUACCUUAUCUGGGCUUAUAUUCCUGAGACUUGGCUCUUCUCCCUGGGACUGACAUACUGGCCUCAAAAGUACUGGGCAGUUGCUCUGCCAGUUUAUCUCCUGGUGGCAGUGGGAAUUGGGUAUAUUUUGCUUUUUGGGAUUAACAUGAUGAGCACAGCUCCACUCAACUCCACUCACACCAUCACAGAUAACUUUGCAAAAAAGCAGCAGCAGAAGAAAUUCCAAGAGGAGGCAAUUCCAGCCCUGAGAGAUAUUCCCAUCAGUGAAGUCAACAGGAUGUUCUUCCUCCCUGAAAAAGGGAUCUGCAACAGCAGAUAGUUGUUGUUAAAAUCUGUUUGGACAAAGGAUUAAUAAAACUUACAGAGUUUUACUAUUUAAAACCUCUCCAAGCUAAAAAUAAAAACUCUCAGCUUUUUUUUUUCCCUGGAUUUCUAAUUAAAUUUAUUAUUAUUAUUAUUAUUAUUAUUAUUAUUAUUAUCAUUAUUAUUCACCUUAAUAACCUGCAUUCCUCUGAAAAUUAUGCCCCAAUAAUUUAUCUGGUUAUUCUUUAGAAAUUGAAAAAGUGGCUUGAAAAGUGUUCUGUUACUUGCAGCUUUCUGCUUGGAAUUCCCCUCUGAGAGGGAAAAAAGAGCAGCUUUUAGACAGAGUUUAGUUCUAUUUCUCUUUGAAUUCAGGGAGAGAAAAUGUGUUUUGCCAGUCAAACACUUGAGGAUCUUUUUUUCAUUAUUAACUGGAAGUGUUUGCAUUGUAAAGAUAUUAUUAGCUGUUGUAAAUAUUAAUAAAAUGUGGCUGUUUUUUCCAUCUUCACCAUUUACCUGUGGUUCUGGGAGGUUUCUCCUGGGCUGAGGUGAUAAAUGAUCCAUUUUCCUUCACACAAUUCUUUAUUUAGCCAAAUCUGUUGAUCCCCCAGCCCCCAAAAUAUCAGAUUUACUGAGUUACCAAAAAUAAUAAAGGUGGGUUGAGAAGAUUUGAUGAAA
Molecule: messenger RNA, 1295 nt
Organism: Pyrgilauda ruficollis (rufous-necked snowfinch)
Lineage: Eukaryota; Metazoa; Chordata; Aves; Passeriformes; Passeridae
Gene: PIGP
Product: phosphatidylinositol glycan anchor biosynthesis class P
Exons: 4
Coding region: 232-636 (134 amino acids)
Biological process (GO): GPI anchor biosynthetic process
Molecular function (GO): phosphatidylinositol N-acetylglucosaminyltransferase activity
Source: RefSeq, a predicted model, not a curated record